GCCCCGUGGUCUGUUCCGACGUGCGGCUCCCACCAGCGUGAAGCCAAAAGAUGACCUUGCUCUGUAGGCUGGACGCGUGUGAAAGAAGGAGCCCUGUGUGUGGAAGUGUGAGGGAAGAGACAGCCACCUAGCAUGUCCCCACCAAACCAGUCCGUAGAAGGCCUUGCCCAGGAGGCCUCCAACAAGUCCCUGAACACUACGGAAAUCCCGGAGGCCUGGGAUCCCGGGGCCCUACUGGCGCUCAAGAUCUCCCUUGCUGUGGCCCUCUCCAUCAUCACGCUGGCCACCCUCCUCUCCAACGCCUUUGUCCUCACCACCAUCCUACUCACCAGGAAGCUCCACACCCCGGCCAACUAUCUCAUUGGCUCCCUGGCCACCACCGACCUCCUGGUUUCCAUCUUGGUCAUGCCCAUCAGCAUCGCCUAUACCAUCACCCGCACCUGGAACUUCGGCCAAAUCCUGUGUGACAUCUGGGUGUCUUCUGACAUCACGUGCUGCACGGCCUCCAUCCUGCAUCUCUGUGUCAUCGCCCUGGACAGGUACUGGGCCAUCACCGACGCCCUGGAGUACAGUAAGCGCCGGACGGCGGGCCACGCGGCUGCCAUGAUCGCCGUGGUCUGGGCCAUCUCCAUCUGCAUCUCCAUCCCGCCGCUCUUCUGGCGGCAGGCCACGGCGCACGGGGAGGUGUCCGACUGCCUGGUGAACACGUCCCAGAUCUCCUACACCAUCUACUCCACCUGCGGGGCCUUCUACAUCCCGUCGCUCUUGCUCAUCAUCCUGUACGGCCGGAUCUACGUGGCCGCCAGGAACCGCAUCCUGAAUCCGCCCGCGCUGCACGGCAAGCGCUUCACCACGGCGCAGCUCAUCACCGGCUCGGCCGGCUCCUCGCUCUGCUCGCUCAGCCCCGGCCUCCACGAGGGCUCGCCCUCGGCCGGCUCCCCUCUCUUCUUCCACCACGUGAAAAUCAAGCUGGCCGGUAGUGUCCUGGAACGCAAGAGGAUUUCUGCGGCCCGGGAGAGGAAAGCCACCAAGACCCUGGGGGUCAUCCUGGGGGCCUUUAUCGUCUGCUGGCUGCCCUUCUUCGUGGUGUCCCUGGUCCUCCCCAUCUGCAGGGAUUCCUGCUGGAUCCACCCGGCCCUCUUUGACUUCUUCACCUGGCUAGGCUAUUUAAACUCCCUCAUCAAUCCCAUCAUCUACACCGUGUUCAACGAAGACUUCCGGCAAGCAUUUCAGAAAGUUGUCCACUUCCGGAGGGCCUCCGAGGCUCAUUAGGUGGCCACUCUUGUUAUCUUUUGUGUCCCA
Messenger RNA from Sciurus carolinensis (gray squirrel), 1302 nucleotides. RefSeq names its product 5-hydroxytryptamine receptor 1D (gene Htr1d). Gene Ontology annotation, molecular function: G protein-coupled serotonin receptor activity; neurotransmitter receptor activity. The transcript has a single exon. Bases 133 to 1272 code for a protein of 379 amino acids. Lineage: Eukaryota; Metazoa; Chordata; Mammalia; Rodentia; Sciuridae. Gene Ontology annotation, biological process: G protein-coupled receptor signaling pathway, coupled to cyclic nucleotide second messenger; vasoconstriction; regulation of locomotion. Gene Ontology annotation, cellular component: plasma membrane; dendrite. The record is from RefSeq and is a predicted model, not a curated record.